Fusarium odoratissimum NRRL 54006 is the source of this 4309-nucleotide messenger RNA. RefSeq names its product hexokinase. The transcript has 3 exons. Gene Ontology annotation, cellular component: cytosol; mitochondrion. Lineage: Eukaryota; Fungi; Ascomycota; Sordariomycetes; Hypocreales; Nectriaceae. Gene Ontology annotation, biological process: glucose 6-phosphate metabolic process; glycolytic process; intracellular glucose homeostasis. Bases 1224 to 2561 code for a protein of 445 amino acids. The record is from RefSeq and is a predicted model, not a curated record. Gene Ontology annotation, molecular function: mannokinase activity; fructokinase activity; ATP binding.
CUCCCGCUCAACGGCUUGUCCUGACCUCGACUCACCUCAAUUUACUUCAGUCCAGUCCCGUCAGGACCUGCUAGCACCUACCUACCUUACCUACAUAAGGUGCUUUCUACUCCACCUCCCUUCCAUCCCAUCCCAUCCAUAUCUGGGCUGCUUUAAAAACCCUGUAUCCCCCUACCUACACCAUCCUCCUUAUACUCCUCAACCUAUUCUAAAUUGUGUUUCUUUCCUUUCGUGAAUACGUCUUGCUCCCUACAAAAGUUUCCACGGUGACCUACGCGCUACGAAGCUUCAACAAGACACUACCCCGCCAAAUCCGAACCCCGCCAAAAGUCAACACUCCCUCAUCAAAAUGGUCGGUCUCGGUCCUCGACGUCCUCCCUCCCGAAAGGGUACGUAUACUCAAAUGCUAUCACAUAUCGUGUUAUGACGUCCCCGCGACCGAGAAACCCUACAUCUCGUUAUUUGGGAGCAUCAAUUGCUGCUGGCCACGAGCUGUUGCUUGUUCACGGAGAGGAAGCUUGCUCGGUGGGGCAGAACCAGCAAAAAUGCGCUGCGAUGACGAUGUUUCUCCAUCCUCUCCAACAUUCCUGGUGACGAACCUUGGAGACAAGACGAAGUCGUCUUCUAGAGUCACGACAGAGCAAAAAGCCGUCGUGCGAAAUCGAGAGCCAUCCCGGUUGGCUCUUGGGGCUCGGCCAAGAAUCGGCGACAACAAUGAUAAUCGACUGUGCAUGCAACUAUGACCUCAAGUUUCGGGGAAACAACGAAUUUGCAGAUGAGGUGUAUUACGUGAGCUCGUACUUCGUGGUUACUGAAUGCUAUUGGGUUUGCCAGCUGGCAAUCACUGUCCUACUGUCAAGGUGUAGAUGCAGUGCUUGUGCAGUGACCAUGCAGCACCGAAGUCAAAUGCGCUGCCCUUCUGUUAACCUUUCCCUCCUCAGAGUUUCUUGUCUUUCCAACUACAUGAUGCAAAAUAAUAUCAGCCAGCUCAAAUAUCCGUUGCUAACGAUAAAUCAUGUCAGGAUCAAUGGCCGAUGUCCCUAAGGAUCUCGCCGAUGAGAUUCACAAGCUCGAGAAGCUCUUUACGGUAGAGCCCGCUAAGCUCAAGGAGAUUACCGACCACUUUGUCUCCGAAUUGGCCAAAGGCCUCAGUGUUGAGGGGGGUAGCAUCGUGAGUUCGAAACAGACACCUCCAAUCCUGCUUCUAACCAAGUCCAUAGCCUAUGAAUCCUACCUGGGUCAUGUCAUACCCCGAUGGCUAUGAAACCGGAACUUACCUGGCCCUGGAUAUGGGCGGAACAAACCUGCGAGUCUGCCAGAUCACCCUGACCGAAGAGAAAUCCGAGUUCGAUAUCCUCCAGUCCAAGUACCGCAUGCCCGAGGAGCUCAAGUCUGGUACAUCUGAAGAGCUUUGGGAAUACAUUGCCGAGUGUCUUUACCAAUUCCUCGAGACUCACCACGGAGACUGCAGCAAGCUGGAGAAAAUCCCUCUGGGUUUCACAUUCUCAUAUCCUGCCACCCAGAACUACAUCGAUGAGGGUAUUCUACAGCGAUGGACCAAGGGCUUCGACAUUGAUGGUGUGGAGGGCAAGAACAUCGUGCCCAUGUUUGAGGAGGCCCUGAAGGCUCGCGGCGUCCCCAUCAAGCUUGCGGCUAUCAUUAAUGAUACUACUGGCACAUUGAUCGCUUCAGCCUACACUGAUACCGCCAUGAAGAUCGGCUGCAUCUUCGGUACGGGAUGCAAUGCUGCUUACAUGGAAGACUGUGGUUCCAUUCCCAAGAUUGCCGACCUAAAUUUGCCCGCCGAUCUGCCCAUGGCCAUCAACUGCGAGUGGGGAGCUUUUGACAACGAGCACAAGGUCCUUCCCCGAACUGCCUACGAUGUGACUAUCGAUAAGGAGUCUCCUCGCCCUGGACAACAGGCCUUCGAAAAGAUGAUUGCUGGUCUCUACCUCGGCGAGAUUUUCCGACUCAUCCUCGUCGACCUUCACGAUAACAAGGCCAUCCAUAUCUUUGAGAACCAGGACAUUGCUCUGCUACGCAAGCCUUACUCCCUCGAUGCUUCCUUCCUGUCUGCUAUUGAAGAGUACGUUUUUGUUUUGCUGGGGCUACGCACACUGCUAAUUGUCUGCUUUAGGGACCCCUGGGAGAACCUGACUGAGACGUAUGAUCUCUUCGUCAAGAAGCUGAAUCUGAAGCCCACACGUCCCGAACUGGAGCUCGUUCGAAGGACCGCCGAGCUCAUCGGCACACGUGCUGCUCGCCUUUCGGCUUGUGGUGUCGCUGCUAUCUGCAAGAAGAAGGGUUACGAAUCUUGCCACGUCGGUGCUGAUGGCUCCGUGUUCAACAAGUACCCCUACUUCAAGGAGCGAGGAGCUCAGGCUCUGCGAGAGAUUCUCGACUGGCCUGCGAAGACCGACAAGAAGGCCGAGGACCCUAUUGAGGUUCUUACUGCCGAGGACGGCAGUGGUGUCGGCGCCGCCCUGAUUGCCGCCCUGACCCUUAAGCGAAUCAAUGAGGGCAACAUGGCGGGUAUCCUUCAUCCCGAGAACUUCAAAUAGGCAUGAGCGGGGGCCGAUUGAUGAAAGGCGCGUGAUGGGUAUCAAAGGUUAAUAUUAGGGUUGGUCGGAAAACGAAGAUAGACGUGGACUUGAAUGGAAAGCACGAAUAGAGACGAAGGGUUUCUUAAAGACUAUCAAGAGCGCGUGCCACUGACAGGCCUGGAAUUCUUUUGAUGGAUCCAUUCGUCUAGCCCAUGAAUGUGCAAAUAGGCAACCGGUAUUCUGCGAAAUAAAGUUAGCUUGAUAGUGACGUAAAAUAUAUAUGGUAUAUCUUACUGUCUAGGGUCCAGUAUCGUCUCCGUACGCCCUCCCACUCUCCCUCGCCAGCCUUCUCUAGACCAGACAUGUCUACAUCACUCUCCUCCCACUCGACAUCGAGCCCUGCAUCGGCGCACUGCAUCUCGACCACCUUGGUGUAUACGUCGUAGCAGAUCUUUCUGUCAGCUCCAAGGCCAUUGAAAAAGCUAAACUUGCCGUCCUGGUCCAUAAUGCCAAUGAUGCACUCAGAGAAGAAGUGACGUAGCUGAGAGUAGUCUUCGCCAAAGGUGUCGAAGUAAAUGGCAUCAUAAACCUCACCAUCCUCCAGUAGUUUUGGUACAAUAUCUUGCCACUUGCCCUUGUGCACCUUAAAGGCUCCCUCUUCAGGGCUGCUGUUCUCCCAACUAGGGCCAAAUUUGGAUUCGUCCUUGGAGAGGUGCUCAAGAACGCUUGGGUGUGCCUCGAUGAUAUGAUGGCGUGAGGGUUUCAAAUCAGCGAACAUACCAUCGACGAUACCCAUGCCGAAACCAAUGUUCAGGAUACGUUUACCAGGGGCUGAGUCGGGAAUCAGAGCGGCAACAGACCGGCGCAUGAUAUCGGUCUCCCAGGCCAUCAUGACACCGUUGAGGUCAGAGUCGACAAGCUUGGCAUCAUCAUAUACAAGUUUCGAAUUUAGAUAUUCCUCGCUUGUGACUUGCUUCUCUUGAGCAUCGGGAGGAAUGAACUUGGGUUCUUCUGGAGGAGGGGCGGUGUCUUCAGCGGAUACCAGUUGAGGAGCCUCUUCGUCAUCUUGUUCAGCUUCCAUCUCUUCGUCACCAUCAUCUGAACCAGAUGAUAGUGCUUCAUAAUCCCCCAUAAGAGCGAACAGGAGUUCAGCUCGCACUCCAGCCUCCACACAAAGGUUGUAUAGAGGCUUACGGCCAAGCCUAAGGGCAAGGCACCCUGGUGUCUCAUUGUUGCUAUCGACAUCGUUCCAAAUUGCACCUCUCAGGAAGAGAUCGUGAACUAUCUCUUUGGCCUCCUCAACGGAGCCAUCCUCUUCCUGAUCGUCAUCGUCCCCAGAAGCAGGCCCGCAGGCACGUAUAGCUGCAUGUAAGGGUGUCUCCCCAGUCUUGGGGUCCUGAGCAUUUGCCUUGCCGGUGGUUUUUAGCAGUUUCUGCAGACCACUUCUAUCAUGGCCCCAGGCAUGGUACAAGACUUCUCGAAUCUCGUCUGGGCAAUCGGAGGAGAUGCGCGCCGGCAUAGAAUCAUCGAUUUUGGGAGCCAUGAUGAGGGGCAUGAAAUAAAAAUUGUGUCGCGGGGUCGACUUCGAUUUUGAGGGGCACGGAAGUUUGGAGAUGGGUGGACAAUACACGGGCAAGGGUUGAGCAGCGGGCGUGACUGUCUAUCUACACAUAUGGUAAGGUUGAAGCCGAUUUUUCGAGUUGAGGCUGUAAAAAAGAAUCAAGGCCAAGUUUGUGCUAGGGUUGGAUCUACUACGUAGUAUACAG